CUGGCCUGUUCAUUGUGAACCCAGUUCUUUUACUGGUAGCUGGCUUGCGUUAGCUAACCUAUUUCUAAAACUAACCAGCCAAUAUGGUAGGAGGACGACCCUGAAGAAAACUUCCCUCCAAUGAUGUGAUGUAGGAUCUAAACAUGUGCGGUAGGACUGCUUGCACUCUCGCUCCGGCUGAGGUUCGGCGCGCCUCCCCGUAUCCAGACCGGACCGGGCAGCGCCGGCGGCCGCAGUGGAGGGACGGAGAUGCCGACAAGUACCGGCCAUCCUACAACAAGAGUCCUCAGUCCUCCAGCCCGGUUCUGCUCUCCAAUCGCCACUUCAACAAGGAAGCCCCAGUGGAUGAGUGUGUCUUGGCAACAAUGCGGUGGGGCCUUGUGCCGUCCUGGUUCAAGGAGAGCGACCCCAGCAAAAUGCAGUACAACACCUCCAACUGUCGCCGUGAGAGCUUGUUGCAGAAGAAGUCUUAUAAGGAACCCCUGUUGAAAGGCCAGCGUUGUGUCAUCCUGGCUGACGGCUUCUACGAGUGGAGGAGGCAGGGGAAGGACAAGCAGCCCUUCUUCAUCUAUUUCCCCCAGAGCCAGAGAGCAGCAGGGCCCACCCAGCAGGGCACGUGGGGAGGGCCAGAAUGCCAGGUGCCAGACAGACAGAGUGUGGGCCACAGAGACGAGCAGGACAAUGAUGAGAGUACAGAAUGGGCAGGUUGGCGCCUGCUUACCAUCGCAGGGCUGUUUGAUUGCUGGAUGCCCCCUGGUGGUGGAGAGGUUCUGUACACUUACACCGUGAUCACAGUGGAUGCUUCAGAAAACUUGAAAAGCAUCCAUGACAGAAUGCCUGCCAUCCUUGAUGGAGAGGAGGAAGUGAGACGAUGGUUGGACUUCGGAGAAGUGCGAUCGCUUGAAGCCCUGAAGCUUCUCCAGUCCAAGUCCUGCCUGACCUUUCACCCCGUCUCCCCCCUCGUCAACAACUCCCGCAACAACUCGCCCGAGUGCCUUCAGCCCCUGGACCCUGCUGUCAGGAAGGCUCCUCAGGCCUCGGCCAGCAGCAAGGCGCUGAUGAGCUGGCUGAAGACCGGCUCGCCCAAGAAGAGGAAAGAACCGGACCACAAUGACGAAGCCAAGGAAACCGAGCCAACCCCGCCCUCAGGGAAACGCGAGGCUAAGCCAAUUGGACCCCUGCAGCAGUGGCUGCUGGGAUACGGUGCCUGCAAGAAACCGAGAACUUAAAAGCGUUCCUUCAGUCUGUCUCUGGUUCAUUUUUAUUUUAAGUGUGAGACACUUGGCUUAACAGCAGAUCUCUUGCCUCACAAUUAAGCUGGUGCUCUGAUGAAUUUUGCUUUGCUUGCUGAGACCUCUCAAGUAGAUCACUUUAUUAAUAGCGUAAAAGCCUGCACAUUGUUAUGAUAGUAAAAAUUCAAAUGAAGGUGGGAUAUACUUUUUUGUACACACAGCAAUGAUUCAGGAUCAUCUCAUGAUCUUUUUUCCCACUUAGUGCCCUAACUGAUCUGGGACGGUGUAAAAAGGCAGAUUGUGUGUCUCUUAUUGAAGUCUUUAAGAUGGUGCUCGACUAUCCUCAACACACAAACCCAGUUGUUCAGUCGGUACCCGUGACUACCCCGGUCCUCUGCCAGUGCCAAGUGUACAAAAGUGAGCACAGAAAAUCCAAACAUAUCAACCCAGGGUGAUCUUAAACUGAGACAGCUGAACACAGCUGGGGGGGGUGUAUCACAGGAGUUGGGUCAACACGUAUGGCUUGCCCGUUGCCUGUUCCGUUAACUGUUUUGCAUUUUGCGCAGUGCCAAACCACAGGUGUCCUUUCACAGAUUUUGUGUACUGUUGUGUUAUGGAGGAGGUCUGUACCGAGGAGAUUCCACUUACUCCAGCGUGAGGUUGUUUCCACUCCAGACAUCAGUGCUGAGCUCAACAGGACUGGAAUCAGGUCUCGCCUACAAACAUUAACAUUUUUUUAAAAUAAAAAAAAAAAGUAAAAUCUGAAGGCCAUUGAACUGUGUUCAUAAGUCAUAUUUUAAAAUGGUAGUACAAUCCAUUAGACUGACCACCCCCUUAUCUAUUUUUAAUAAAAAUAAACACUGAACAAACCAGGUUUAUUCAACAAGGUUUUCUCCUUUUUUAAUUUUCAUUAUUAUUGGAAAUACAUUAGUUUUCAAAUGAAGUCUAUGCUGUGCUGUAAUAAAUGUCACAAUGAAUACUUUUUUUCAUUGUGGCCUAGUUGUAUGUAUGUAUGUAUUUGUCCAUUUAUUUAGGUCAGUUAAUAAGACAAUAAGAAUCAAAAGAAUGAUAAAGUUGAAUAAACCGAAACACCUGAGUGAUAUCAAGUGCUUCCUUGAAGGAACAAAAUAUAGGAAACAAAGGAGUCGGCUCACGUUACUAAUCAGAUCAUCCUCAGCACGUCCUGCUGACAAUGACAAACCGUCCCCCACAAAA
Messenger RNA from Electrophorus electricus (electric eel), 2447 nucleotides. RefSeq names its product 5-hydroxymethylcytosine binding, ES cell specific (gene hmces). Gene Ontology annotation, molecular function: single-stranded DNA binding. The record is from RefSeq and is a predicted model, not a curated record. NCBI's taxonomy places the organism in Eukaryota, Metazoa, Chordata, Actinopteri, Gymnotiformes, Gymnotidae. Gene Ontology annotation, biological process: protein-DNA covalent cross-linking repair.